GCUACGUGAAGAGUAGGGUACCGUGACUGAGCUACCUGUUCUGGGCUGUACAGGGACAUUGCGGCCAGCAGAUAUCUUUGCGACCUGAAGGCAGAAACCAGACAAAGGCAGGCCGGGUGGUGGUGGUAGCCUCAAGAGCCCCGGGCCCGGUUGCAGCCUUGGGUGCAGGUGCAAUGAAAGCCUCCUAUGCUUUCUGUGUUGUCCUCUUGGUGUUUGGGAGCGUCUCUGAAGCCAAGUUUGAUGAUUUCGAGGAUGAGGAAGACAUAGUAGAGUAUGAUGAUAAUGAUUUUGCUGAGUUUGAGGACGUCAUGGAAGAUUCUGUUACGGAAUCUCCUCAGCGAGUGAUCAGCACUGAAGAUGAUGAGGACGAGGCCACCGUGGAGUUGGAAGGGCAGGAUGAAAGCCAAGAAGGUGAUUUCGAAGAUGCAGAUACCCAGGAGGGAGAUACAGAAAGUGAGCCGUAUGAUGAUGAAGAAUUUGAGGGUUAUGAAGACAAGCCAGAUACCUCUGCUAACAAAAAUAAAGAUCCAAUAACAAUUGUUGAUGUUCCUGCACACCUCCAGAACAGUUGGGAGAGUUAUUACCUAGAAAUUUUGAUGGUGACUGGUCUUCUUGCCUAUAUAAUGAACUACAUCAUUGGGAAGAAUAAAAACAGCCGACUUGCUCAGGCCUGGUUUAACUCUCAUAGAGAGCUUUUGGAGAGCAAUUUUACCUUAGUGGGGGAUGACGGGACUAACAAAGAAGCCACAAGCACAGGAAAGUUGAAUCAGGAGAAUGAGCACAUCUAUAACCUGUGGUGUUCUGGCCGAGUGUGCUGUGAAGGCAUGCUUAUCCAGCUGCGGUUCCUUAAGAGACAAGACUUACUUAAUGUCCUGGCCCGGAUGAUGAGGCCAGUGAGUGAUCAAGUGCAAAUAAAAGUAACAAUGAAUGACGAGGACAUGGACACAUACGUGUUUGCUGUUGGCACUCGCAGAGCUUUGCUGCGACUGCAGAAGGAGAUGCAGGACCUGAGUGAGUUUUGCAGUGAUAAACCUAAGUCUGGAGCAAAGUAUGGGCUGCCAGACUCCUUGGCCAUUCUGUCGGAAAUGGGAGAAGUCACAGAGGGAAUGAUGGAUACAAAGAUGGUUCACUUUCUUACACACUAUGCUGAUAAAAUUGAAUCUGUUCAUUUUUCAGACCAGUUUUCUGGUCCGAAGAUUAUGCAAGAGGAAGGUCAACCCUUAAAGCUGCCUGACACCAAGAGGACACUACUGUUUACAUUUAAUGUGCCUGGCUCAGGUAACACAUACCCAAAGGAUAUGGAGGCUUUGCUACCCCUUAUGAACAUGGUGAUUUAUUCUAUCGAUAAAGCCAAAAAGUUCCGACUCAACAGAGAAGGUAAACAAAAAGCAGAUAAGAACCGGGCACGAGUGGAAGAGAACUUUCUGAAGUUGACACAUGUGCAGAGACAGGAGGCUGCACAGUCUCGGCGUGAGGAGAAGAAAAGAGCUGAGAAGGAGCGGAUCAUGAAUGAGGAGGACCCUGAGAAGCAGCGCAGGCUGGAAGAAGCUGCUUUGAGGAGGGAACAAAAGAAGUUGGAGAAGAAGCAAAUGAAAAUGAAACAAAUCAAAGUGAAAGCCAUGUAGAGUCAUUGCAUAGGUGUCCUCGCUGCUGUAAGCUCUGCGUCCACCAGAAACGGGAAAAGCACGAGUCCUCAUCUAACAGUCACGUAUUCCUGCUGACUGAGAGAUCUUUAUUUCACCCUCUCCUCUUGGUUUGGAGUUCUACAGAGGUUAUAGAUACAUUGAAAGGGCUCUUUCAGUUAUUUCCUUGCAGAUAAUCAAAUUAUUUUGAUUAUUUUAUAAAAGGAAUGGUAUAUAAAGUAUGUGUAGUUUUAAAAUAUGUUUAAAUUAUAAUGUGAAUCAUCAGUGCUUUACUUUGGUGUUUGAAGAACGAUCAUGAAAUUUCUAGGUAGGUUGUUGCUUUUUGUUUAAACUGGGCAAUUGAAAUAACUAUGGAGACUGACUCUAAACCAAGACCCUAAGAGUAUCUAUUGGAAUUGCACAAUAAACAUUGCUUGUUUUUUCUGUGUCCACAUUAAACUUGUAAAAAAAAGUAGAAUCUCGAACACUGUAUGUGAUGACGAAUUCAAAGACUUAGAACAUAGUACGGUGUAUGUUUUGUGUGUGGGUGGUGCUGAUGGCAGUAUUAUAGGAAGAAAUCUGUAGGUGUUAGGAUUCUAUAAGUCCAUGGAAGAUUCUAGAGGUAGGUAGUGCAGGAGCCGUUUCUCAUUGCCUGAUACGAUGAGCUAAUGACACUGUGAGUGUGGAUUUGAAGGAGUUAUGUGCUUAUUUUUUCUGAGCAAGAAAUGCACAAAAAAGUGAACUGCUUCACCUAGCUCCGAUCAGCAGCAGUCAGAUGGCUGGUCUCUGUGAGGUCACAAUGGUUGCCUUGCUUGCUGCAGCCUGUUAGGUGUUCAUGGAGGAGCUGAUCUCCGUCUUAUGAGUGCACUUUGCUUCUCUGCCUGCUUUUAUAUUGUCCACAGGCCAGUAUGUACUUUCUCGAAACAAAUAACCAUCGAUAUGCACAAAUAUGCUUUUAAAAAAGUAAACUUUUUUAAGUGAUUCAGAAUUUUGUCUGACUCGUGAGGCGGGAGCGAUGGUGGGGAGAGGCCCCUCUCUGUGCAUAAGCAUUUGGCUUGUUGAGAUCUCUGCAUUUUAUAAAUGCUUCCUACCGAGAAAGCAUUUCUUAAGUCUCUGCUUGUACCAGGUAGUUUUUUGCUGGGGUGGGAAAGGGUUGUUUUUUGUUGGGAGCGGGUGGUGGGGUUUUGUUGAUGCUUUCUGUGUUCUGACAAAGUAACAGUGAGUUGCAGUGAAAAUUGUGUGUGUUGCUGCCUUGGGAAUUGAUGGAGUUUUUCACGUGGCUUUGUUAAUAGAAAUAUAUGCACUGGGAUAUUCAAGUGUAAUGUUUUUUUAACAGUUCACAAGUUUAAGUUAUUAAAAAUAACCCAAAAUUGAAUCACUUUAAGGCCAUAUAAUUUUAGACUUAACAUUGUUUUACAAAUCUUUAAAAUACAUUUAGAAUCAAAAUUUAUGUGCUUGGUUAUCGUUUAAGUAAUGUAAGCUUUCUUAAAGUCCCAUACAUCGGACCGUGGCAGCUAAUUUUGUAACUUAAGCAUUCAUAUGAACUACCUAUGACAUAUUAAACUGAUUGACAAAAUCUGCAAGUGCCGCUUUGACUUUUUGUAGUUAUACAAGAAUAUGUAUACAAUUCUCUUAUUAAAAACACUAAAAUGGUUUUCCUUCAAAA
Grammomys surdaster is the source of this 3288-nucleotide messenger RNA. It is a transcript of the gene Ccdc47, whose product is annotated as coiled-coil domain containing 47. Gene Ontology annotation, biological process: endoplasmic reticulum calcium ion homeostasis. The transcript is spliced from 13 exons. Gene Ontology annotation, cellular component: endoplasmic reticulum. Lineage: Eukaryota; Metazoa; Chordata; Mammalia; Rodentia; Muridae. The record is from RefSeq and is a predicted model, not a curated record. Gene Ontology annotation, molecular function: calcium ion binding. The coding region runs from base 174 to 1625 and encodes 483 amino acids.